This is a messenger RNA of Gymnogyps californianus (California condor), 2973 nucleotides long. Its product is annotated as aryl hydrocarbon receptor-like. Gene Ontology annotation, cellular component: aryl hydrocarbon receptor complex; nucleus. The transcript is spliced from 11 exons. Bases 1 to 2925 code for a protein of 974 amino acids. The record is from RefSeq and is a predicted model, not a curated record. Gene Ontology annotation, biological process: regulation of transcription by RNA polymerase II. Gene Ontology annotation, molecular function: protein dimerization activity; transcription cis-regulatory region binding; nuclear receptor activity. Lineage: Eukaryota; Metazoa; Chordata; Aves; Accipitriformes; Cathartidae.
AUGUCCCCGGGCCCGGCCAUGUACGCGGGUCGCAAACGGAGGAAGCCGGUGCCCCGGGCGGUGCGGCCGGGGCCGGCCGAAGGCGGCACCUCCAACCCUUCCAAGCGGCACCGGGAGCGGCUGAACCGGGAGCUGGAGCGGCUGGCCGGGCUGCUGCCCUUCCCCGAGGAGGUGGUGGCCGGGCUGGACAAGCUGUCGGUCCUGCGGCUCAGCGCCGGCUACCUCCGCGCCAAGAGCUUCUUCAGCGUUGCUCUAAAGAAUCACGGUGCUAAAGAAGCGGAGAGAGAUGGAGACUGCAGCAACGGACCAGCUCCGGGCUCGGCAGCGGUACCGGAGGGCGAGCUGCUCCUACAGGCGCUCAACGGCUUCGUGCUGGUGGUGACAUCGGAAGGACUGAUAUUUUACUCCUCGCAUACAAUUCAGGACUAUCUGGGAUUUCAUCAGACGGAUGUCAUGCACCAGAGCGUCUUCGAGCUGAUCCACACGGAGGACCAGCAGGAAUUCAGACGCAACCUCCACUGGGCCCUCAACCCACCCCACGCUCCCGAGGGUGAGCCUUCUCCAGAAGCAGGGAAGAGUCUCGGCUCUUCUGCUGUCGCCUACAAGCCGGAUCAGCUGCCCCCAGAAAACUCCUCCUUCCUGGAAAGGAGCUUCGUGUGCCGCUUUCGCUGCCUCCUGGAUAAUUCCUCCGGCUUCCUGGCUUUAAACCUUCAAGGCAGGCUGAAAUUCCUUCACGGGCAGAACAAAAGGUCUGAAGACGGGUCUGCACUGCCACCCCAGCUUGCUCUCUUCGCUAUCUCCACCCCCUUGCAGCCCACGUCCAUCCUGCAGAUCCGAACCAAGAACAUGAUCUUCAGGACGAAGCACAAGCUGGACUUCACCCCCUUGGCAUGCGAUGCCAAGGGGAAGAUCGUUUUGGGCUACACCGAGGCGGAGCUGCGGACGUGCGGCACCGGCUACCAGUUCAUCCACGCUGCCGACAUGCUGUACUGUGCCGAGAACCAUGUCAGGAUGAUGAAGACGGGCGAGAGCGGCCUGACGGUCUUCCGCCUGCUGACAAAGGAGAAUCACUGGAAGUGGGUGCAGGCCAACGCACGGCUCGUCUACAAGAAUGGCAAGCCCGAGUACAUCAUUGUCACGCAGAGACCCCUCGUAGAUGAAGAAGGAGGAGAGCACCUUCGGAAACGGUCCAUGCAUCUUCCCUUUACCUUUGCUACAGGAGAGGCGCUCUUAUACCAAAGCGCUUACCCUCUCCCGGGCUUCCCUGACCCUUUCCAGAGCAAAGGGAAAACCAGCAAGUCCAAGAAGACCUCCCACAGCCAUGGAGGGUGCUCCCAGAAGAAUAGCGUUGACCCCAGUUCUCUGCUGGGCGCUGUGAUGCGACAGGACAAGGCGGCGUACGCCUCCCGUCCAGCUCCCGCACCUAACCACUCCUUCAGCAGCAGUUUUGUGGACCACCUCGAGGACGUGUCCUUGCUGGAUGUAGGAAGAGAUGCCUGGAGUAUGGGCGCUGCUCCAGUUUCUUCAAGGGGGGACAGCCUCAAAAAGGAGCUGGUGGAUUUGCAGCAGGAGGACCCUCUCUUGGCCACCCUGGACUCGCUCUCAAUUAAGAGUGACGAGAGCUGUUCCAACAACGAGCUCUUCAGUGCACUGGAGGGCCUGGGGUUGAAUGCUGAGGACCUGGAGCUCCUGCUGCUGGAUGAGAAAAUGGUGAUGGUCAAUAUGGACCCGGACCGCACGCCGUCCCUGAACGACUGCCUCGCCAGCAACGAGAUUCUCUCCUACAUCCAUGCCACUCUGGUGAACAAGCACGACGGAGGACAACAGGUCUGUCCCCUGCCAGGCACAUCCCCGAGCCCACGUGGAGGCACUGCUACGUACCAGGACCGUGCGGAGAAUGAGGACUCGCAGUACCUGCCCCAGCAUGUGAUGCAGCCCGGCAUCGCCCCGGGCCAGCCCCCUGCUCCGCUGUGGGAACAGCCCCUCCACGCUGUGCCGGGGCAGCUGCCCCUGCUGCUGCCAGAGCUGGCUGAGGAGGAAGAGCCGUCCGAUGGCUCACAGCGGAGGCCAGCUGGGGAGGAGGGUCUGCUCCGCUUCCUCCAACCGGCACGGGGCACCCCGUGGGACAAGGCACCCGGCUCACCCCCAGGAGCCCCCUGCCCGCAGGAGCCACCCAGGGCUCGGCAGCUGGAGGGUAACUUCCCGGCCAUGCAUCCCACCCAAGAGGAUGCUCGCUGGUCCUUCUCCCUGCCCAGCCAGUGCCCGGGCCGCGUGGGACCACCCAGCCAGCCGAAACACCGUCACUUGCUGAUGAACGGGUUGUGCAGCCGCAGCCCUGACUCCGCUCCACAACUCCUUCCCAGCAGCAGCCCCAGCCCGUGGCAGGACUACGUUUCCCCACUCCUGGCAUCCCCAGCUCAGCCUGGUUUUUAUGGCAUCAGCGAAGACUUGAUCUCCCAGCACCAGGGCUGCUUGGGUCCAGGGCCCGGCACACCGACAGUACACUUUAACCUGAACGGAUUAUGCAGCAUGGAAACUGUGGGCAGCGGGGGGUCCCAGGAAGAGAUGGCUCCAUACUCCAGUUUUUUCCCCCUCUCCUCAUACCAGCUUAUUCCCGAAAAGCAGCUGAGCCCUGUUCACUCUGUGCCCCAGCACCCUUUUCCAAGCUCAGCUGCAGGGCACGUCGGGAGCAUCGGCAGCUCACCGGAGACUCCCGUGAACUCCUACGGGACGUAUGCCUCCACGCUAAGCCAGGAGAGCAGGCACAGGCCUGAAAGCGGCUGUGUUUUGCCCAGCUCUCCCAUGGGACCCCCCGGAGACCGCCCGGUGCUGGGCAGGAGCCUGGCUCCCCCCUGCCAGCCGCACCCCCGGGCAGAAGCGCUGCCAGAUCACCCUCAUGCCUCCAGCGGUGACUUCUGUCUCUAGGAGAGAAAGCCUGGAAUGGACAAAGCAGGACUAUUCCCUGGGGAAGGA